GGCCGCUCCACUUCCGUGCCGGCGGGCGCAUGGCGGGGCCCGGCGGGGCGGCGGGGCCGGCAGCCUCCCGGGAGCUGCUGGACGUGGGGCGCCGCCCAGGGCUGGAAGACAUUUUGCUGAUCAAUUCAAAAUGUAGCAGCAACAAGACCACAACUUUACAGACGGUUAAAUUGCCAAGGAGCAGUGUUUUGGACCGAGUACAGAGCUUUUUACCACAGAUGGCCCAGGCAAACGAUGAGCUCAAGAGAAAGAUGGUAACAGCACCAGCUCAUCAGUUUGAUAUUGAACAUCUAGACAGUGAAACAGAAAAAGUUAUAGAAAUGAAUGUGGCUGUAGUUGAACUGAGUGAUUCUGAUACAGAUGAAGAGUUGCUGACUUCAGAAGAUGACUCAGAAUCUGAUGAAGAUGAUGCUGUAACAGAUGAAGUGACAAUAGACAACAUUAAGUUUCCUAAACAAAAGGGAGAAAAGGGCAAAAUAGAAAUUUUGGACAGCAAAGAGAAUGAGUAAAGCCAUUUUAUUUUACUUUAAAAAACUCCAAAGCAACCAAAUCAUGUUUUCUCACUUUGAAGAGUUGGCCCUUAAAACCACCUUGUUUCCCAGUGCAGCAUCUCUCAGGAUCCUGUGAAAUGCUAUAGAUUUGGAUUCUGGAGAGUUCAGAAUCCACUCAUGACUGUGGGAGGCUGGAUUUCUGAAGAAUUAAGUGUGAUUUGAUUCAUCAAAUAACAGGGAAGUGGACUUCAUAGUAGAUUACACUAAGAAAACAGCUAGCGUAAGGGGCACUUGAAAGUUAAAACUCUUGUUCUGUUCCUUUAUUGAAGAAAGACUUUUUUUUUUAUAGGAUGAUUGAUAGAAGAAGUUUUUGCUUCAAGGGCAAGAGACACUUAGCUAGGAAAAAAGCUUUCGUUUUAUAUUCCAUGUCCUGUGAAGUGCUAUGUACACUAUCUUCAAUAUUAAACAUGAUCCUUAAGUACCCCA
Corvus hawaiiensis (hawaiian crow) is the source of this 977-nucleotide messenger RNA. RefSeq names its product NOP protein chaperone 1 (gene NOPCHAP1). The record is from RefSeq and is a predicted model, not a curated record. The coding region runs from base 30 to 509 and encodes 159 amino acids. Gene Ontology annotation, biological process: box C/D snoRNP assembly. Gene Ontology annotation, molecular function: box C/D methylation guide snoRNP complex binding. NCBI's taxonomy places the organism in Eukaryota, Metazoa, Chordata, Aves, Passeriformes, Corvidae. The transcript is spliced from 4 exons.